AUGGAGAGAAGCACGCCGGUCCGAAAGCCUCACACCUCAACUGCCGAUCUGCUGACUUGGACUGAGGCUGCACCAUCUGCCUCUUCCAACGCCUCCUCCGCCCAGCGUUCCUCCGGUCGCUCCAACCAGCCGUCGGAUGGAAUCAGCAAAGUGGUGUUUGGAGGUCAGGUUACUGAUGACGAAGCUCAAUCUCUCUUGAAAAAGAAGCCUUGCUCAGGUUACAAAAUGAAAGAUAUGACUGGCAGCGGUAUAUUUGCAGCCAAUGGCGCUAAUGGUGCAUCUGAACCUACUGCUACUAAUCCUACUAACCGAACAGGAUUGCGCAUGUAUCAGCAAGCAGUGAAUGGAAUUAGCCAAAUAUCAUUCAGUGCUGAUGGGAGUGUUUCUCCAAAGAAGCCUACCUCUCUCCCUGAGGUAGCAAAGCAGCGAGAGUUAAGCGGCACGUUGCAGGCUGAUUCAGAUGCAAAGAAUAAAAAGCAAAUAUCAAAUGCAAAGUAUAAGGAGAUCAGUGGACAUGACAUCUUUGCAUCUCCUUCUGAAAUUAAGCCACGUUCAUUGGCUGCUGCACGCUCCACGGAAUCAAGAGAAAGCAAAGACAUGGGAGAACCUGCACCACGAAAUGUGCGCACAUCUGUCAAAGUUUCAAAUCCUGCCGGAGGUCAGACAAGUAUCCUGUUCAGCGAAGGACCUGUUGUCAAGACAGCAAAGAAGAUACAUAACCAAAAGUUUCAAGAGCUGACAGGCAACAAUAUCUUCAAGGGAGACGUUCAUCCAGGCUCUGCAGAAAAGCCUCUGAGCAGGGCUAAGCUGCGCGAAAUGAGUGGCAACAACAUCUUUUCUGAUGGGAAGGUGGAAUCUAGAGAUUAUCUGGGUGGUGUACGCAAGCCCCCUGGUGGUGAGAGCAGCAUUGCCUUGAUUUAACGGUAGUGUCCUUUGCUGUACAUCCCAGUUUGGGUGCAAUGUUUUGACUGUGCAGGGCCCUUGAUGCCUUAUGAUGAUCAAAUUUGGGCAUUCGAGUGGCAUAUGUUGGUUGUGGCUCAUGUAUACGUUGUUAGAGUGUAACAUUUAGAUCGGAACCCUAGGUGGACGGCUAAUUGAGUUAUUUCAACAGUUUCCAGUUGUUGUGUUGUUAGUGUUUGGUCUGGACUCCAGACCAACUUUGUCUGUUGUUGUGGAAUAAUAAAAGGCCCCUGGUUAGCUGGUCUCUAAUACGUUCUUGAGCGUA
Molecule: messenger RNA, 1225 nt
Organism: Theobroma umbraticum
Lineage: Eukaryota; Viridiplantae; Streptophyta; Magnoliopsida; Malvales; Malvaceae
Product: hematological/neurological-like protein
Source: RefSeq, a predicted model, not a curated record